Molecule: messenger RNA, 860 nt
Organism: Olea europaea var. sylvestris
Lineage: Eukaryota; Viridiplantae; Streptophyta; Magnoliopsida; Lamiales; Oleaceae
Exons: 2
Coding region: 135-692 (185 amino acids)
Source: RefSeq, a predicted model, not a curated record
ACCCACCAAGUAGAAUCUCAUUUAUCUUACAAUCUAAGCAAAGGAAACUGAAUAAACUCACGUCAAUUACCUCUGCAAUUCUCUGUUGUAAGCAAAGACAUCCACUUUUGUAGACUGCUUGAUUACUUGGGGAGAUGGAAACUGCGAUAACCACGUUGUCCAGUCUGAGUUACGAGGCACUAGAUUAUGAAGACAGAGAGUUUUUGGGCAAAAAAAGAACCUGGCAUCGAUAUGUUGUCGAGGCUGGUACAUCCAAAAACAAGGAGAAAUCAUUAGAUUUAAGGGCUUCAACUUCGAAUCAUACGGUGACUGAUAUUUCAUCCGAGAGUUCAUUUGAAGAGAGAAAACUGGUGGCUAGUGCAAAGGAAAUUAAGCGUCUAGAUGAAAGGUUGAGGAUUCUUGAAGAGGAAGAUGAAAUGCUGAAGAAAGCUCUCAUGGAAAGUUUGGAAGAAAGAACCAGGCUAAAGACUGAGGUAUAUCAGUAUAUUGAAACUCUACAGCUUUGUCAUGUAAAAGGAGCACAAGAAAUGGGAGAAGUGUCAAUGGAUGGAAUUAAUAUAAUUAAGCCUCUUAAGGACAGAAGGGAAGGUCUACUGCAAGUUUUGAUCCAAGAAUCAAAUCCAUCACUGGUCACCAGAGACUUAAGACCCAGAGCAGUAGGUUUAGGAAUCCAAAAAGUUCAAUUGACAUGAUCAUCAAACUAAGCCUCGCCCCAGAUUUGAAUCCAGCAGUUCAGCCGCUAAUGUAAUUUGUUGCUUUGGAGUAAUAUUUAUCGAACUAUCAUAGGCACGUUCAAAUCUUUUUUUCUUUAGACAGUUCAUUCAAAAGAAAUUACAGUUUCAGAACUGCUAAUGAUAAAG